This is a messenger RNA of Synchiropus splendidus (mandarinfish), 1484 nucleotides long. RefSeq names its product keratin, type I cytoskeletal 13-like. The transcript is spliced from 7 exons. The coding region runs from base 78 to 1379 and encodes 433 amino acids. Gene Ontology annotation, molecular function: structural molecule activity. NCBI's taxonomy places the organism in Eukaryota, Metazoa, Chordata, Actinopteri, Syngnathiformes, Callionymidae. The record is from RefSeq and is a predicted model, not a curated record.
AGGAGUGAAGAGUAAGUUCUGCAUCUCGGUCCACCCUCUGCUCUCCAAGGCACAGAGACCAGUGAACAGACCUCACCAUGGAAAUGUACAGAUCUUCCAGCAUCCGAUCCUCCUCAGGAAGCGGAAUGGGAAGCUUUGGCAUGAGAAGUGGAGGUGGUUCAUUUAGGAAGGCUUUCUCUGUGCAUGGCGGUUCAGGCGGCGGUGGAAUUAGAUCCUCAGUGGCCAGCUACACCCUCAGCGCAAGGGGUGGUGGAGGUGGUGGAGGUGCCGGUGCUGGCUUUGCGUUCGGCAUGGGUGCAGGUGCUGGAGGUGCUGGAGGAGGCAUGGACCUCCACGUUGGAGCCAAUGAGAAGGCCACCAUGCAGAACCUGAAUGACCGUCUGGCCACUUACCUGGACAAGGUGCGCAAACUAGAGGCGGCCAACGCUGAGCUGGAGCUGAAGAUCCGCCAGUUCCUGGAGAGCAAGACCUCCCCCACUGCAAGAAACUACGAUGCUUAUUAUGCAACCAUCGCCGAGCUGCAGGGAAAGAUCCAGGAUGCCACCAGGGUCAAUGGUGGAAUCUAUCUGGCUAUUGACAACGCCAAACUAGCAGCAGACGACUUCAGGAUCAAGUAUGAGAAUGAACUCGCCAUGCGCCAGUCAGUGGAAGCAGAUAUCGCCGGCCUGAAGAGGAUGUUGGAUGAGCUGACCUUGGCCAGAUCAGACCUGGAGAUGCAGAUUGAAGGCCUGAAGGAGGAGCUGAUCUUCCUCAAGAAGAACCACCUUGAGGAAAUGGCUGCCAUGAAAGACUCUAUGGCUGGACAGGUCCACGUUGAGGUCGAUGCAAAACCAGGUAUUGACCUGAACGCUGUCAUGGAAGAGAUCCGUGAGCAGUACGAGGGUGUUGCUGCAAAGAACGCACGAGACCUGGAGGCCUGGUUCCUGAAGAAGACAGAGGAUCUGAACAAGGAGGUGGCUAUCAGCACAGAGACCCUCCAGACCUCCAAGUCAGAGAUCUCUGAUAUCCGUCGCACACUGCAGGGCUUGGAAAUCGAGCUCCAGUCUCAGCUUACCAUGAAAGCGGCUCUGGAAGGAACUCUUGCAGAAACAGAGGCGCGAUACUCCAUGAAACUCCAAAGCCUCCAGAUGCAGGUGACCAGUCUGGAAGAACAGAUCAUGUGUCUGCGUACCGACAUUGAGAAGCAGAGCCAGGAGUACCAAAUGUUGCUUGACAUCAAGACUCGACUGGAGAUGGAGAUUGCUGAAUACAGGAGGCUGCUGGACGGAGAGGCGAGCAAAUCCUCCAGCAGCAGCAGCAGCACCACCACCAAAGUGGUCAUUGUCACGGAGGAAAUGGUUAAUGGCAAGGUGGUGUCCUCUUCUAAGACCACCAGCUAAACUGUCCAAUGAAACAACUGCGUCAGGAACGGCUGAGGACCGAGACAUUCAAUUCCAUGAGUUCCAUCACAAAUAUGCUGGAUUGAAUAAAACUCUCUGAACUUA